Molecule: messenger RNA, 4230 nt
Organism: Ruditapes philippinarum (Manila clam)
Lineage: Eukaryota; Metazoa; Mollusca; Bivalvia; Venerida; Veneridae
Product: formin-J-like
Exons: 8
Coding region: 145-1824 (559 amino acids)
Biological process (GO): regulation of circadian rhythm; regulation of neurogenesis; regulation of transcription by RNA polymerase II
Cellular component (GO): nucleus
Molecular function (GO): DNA-binding transcription factor activity, RNA polymerase II-specific; protein dimerization activity; RNA polymerase II cis-regulatory region sequence-specific DNA binding
Source: RefSeq, a predicted model, not a curated record
AUUUAGCGGAAAGAUACUUUGAACUCUUUAAGUGAAUGUACGUUUUAUUGUUUCUUAACAUGCGCAUAUGUAGUAUAUAGAUAGAUAUAUUCAAAACAAAUUUACAUUUAUAUUAGAUCUAUAUCUAAUCAGUGAUUGGAAGAUAUGAUCGGAACUCAUCAACACAUGUAUUUUGAGAAUAUAUCUGAUAAAGAAUUAAAGCAGUAUUACUAUCCCAGCGACUAUAGUCAAUCAAUGAUGGACUACGAGGAGAAUAACUCUAUGAAAAUGCCUGUUAACGAAGGACCAACCUCAGCCCCCAAGAUCCUGGUGCCCGAUGAGCGAUCGCUCAAUUUUUCCACAUCACCAGGGGAGGAAUUUGACUUUACAUUUGUGAAGAAACCAAAAACUAUUAGGGACCCAAUGUCACACAGAAUUAUAGAGAAAAGACGGAGGGACCGUAUGAACAAUUGUUUGGCGGAUUUGAGUAGACUGAUUCCAACAAACUAUCUGAAACAGGGUCAAGGACGGAUUGAAAAAACGGAGAUUAUAGAGAUGGCCAUUAGGCACAUCAAAAAUCUCACUAACAAAACAAACACACAAGGAGGGCUGAAGUCAAGUCUGCCCGACCGCUUUCUCGGAUUCAAAGAAUGCCAAGAUGAAGUGAUGAGGUACCUGGUGGAAGUGGAAGGUUGGGAUGCCCACGAUCAACUUUGCAGCAGGAUGAUGUCGCAUCUAGAACAAGCCGGCGAGAAAUUCCGGAUAAUGAACGAUGAAUCUCUAAGCCAAGCCGCUAAAGAAGAGCAGUAUAGACACGUUGAGGAAGAUAUUCACGCCGUUCACAAUGGUCAAACUAUUGUUCUUGAACCUGGAGGUACAGGUCCCCCACCUCAGUUUUACCCAAGCCCACCUCAAAAUACAGCCCAGAUCACUACACCGCCUCAGCCAGCUGCUCAGAGUGAAAAUACAAGCCCACAAAAUUCAUUUCCUAGUUUUGAGUCAUUUGCCAGUGCACAACAAAUUACGCAAGAACAUUUGAAAAGGGAUAAACACCUGUGGACUUUACUUGCAAGUAAAUACAACGCAAAGAAUGUUGUCGAAGAUUCGGGUCUUUCUACUGGUCCAGGGUCCAAUAUCUCCAAUACAACAGAUUCAAGUAUGAAAUACUCUGGUAAUGGCUCAUACAAAAUUCCAUUAGAGCCAGUGCCGACAUUAAACAAUUCGAGUAGCCAAACGAGUAUGGACACAAGUUCAGAUAGAAAUGAUAGUAGUGUAUACAAAUUCAAGCAUAAUAUAACAAAGCGGUUUUCUGAGGAGACAACGCCUAAGAUGGCAAAUCCGAGUGAUUCAUCAUCCAUAAGCUCAAGAGAAGAUCAAAAGCGAUGUGAGAAAAUGAAGAGAAAGUUCCGUCAUGUUCGCUCACGAAGUCCGAGUAGCAUCUCCUCUCAGUAUCCGAAUUCGGACAGUUCAAAUAACAACAGUAGCUCUAACGGAGAAUCAAGCAGUACAGGGGACGAGGUAAAGCCAUCCUGUUACCUCCCAGGAUUUGUAUUACAUCCUGUGGGAACACAUUACAUUCCCUUGUCAAUCCAUCCAUCAAAUGUUGGAUAUGACUUUUUUGCCAAAGCUACUCAGCAAGGGCCAAGGGUGUUCCAUCCAAUCAGCAUUCCAGUGAAUUUUGGUGGACCACUGAUAUAUAUGAAAAAUAUUGGAAUUGAAUCGAAAGCAAAUGGGUCAGGGGUACAGAGUCUCUCAUCUGAAGGUAGCAAUAGCAGAUGUCCAUCCGGCUGUCCAUCGGAAAACAGUCCCAAUCCGGAGCCGGAACCCGUGAAAAGUGCUAGUUAAACAUACGUCAGUGUUUAUAAACUGAAUUUAUAGUUAUGUCAGAGUUCUUGCGGUCUUGUUUAGUUAUUUUAUGAACAAAAUGAUUGAAUCAGCUCAAGGUUCGCAUAUUUAUAUUUGAUAUUCUUGACAAAUGUUCAUCAAAUGCCAUAACUUCAUUGUCUCACCGCAUAUUUUCAUCAUUGUCAUCAUAUAUAUUACAUAAGAUGCAUUGCGAAUAUACAUUGCAAUACACGUGACGAGUAUCAUUUUUUAUCAAGUUUUAUAUUUCAUCCAUUUUUUAUCACGUGUAUCAUACGGCGGUGCUGAUAAUUUUAUUAUACACUCGAUCGUUAUUGUUGUGUCGUGAAUACAAAUGUGACACUUAUUCUGUAAAUGCUACAUGAAUUUAGAGCUGUCUUCAUAUUUAUAUCCUAUAUGUAGCAGAUACAUUUUUUUCUAUUUCUAUUGUGUUAAAAACGUUUUGUAUUUAUCUGUGAAAAAUAAUGUGUAUAAGUCAUUGUUUAAAUUGAUUAUGUAUUUCUAUCAUUUAUUAUAUGUGUUCUUAGAUAUUCAGUUUCUAACUUAUAAUAAGGUAAUAUUAUUAUUUAUUCUUCAAUUUCAUUGACUUUUAUGCGUGUGCGAUUCUCCCAGAGAUCGAAUCAGUCAUGCUUUCAUAUUCUCUAAUAAAAGAAUAGUUUUAUUCAAUAGGCGAUUAUUAUAUUUUUAAUAGAUUUUUCUUUUUUAGAUUCUAAGAUAUAUUAUUGUUUAAUAUAAUACUAAAAUUAAUUAAGAUAUUUGAUUUAUUAUUUCUUUUUUUUUAAAUAGAAAUUGCUAAACUUUAUGUGAAAAGAAAUGAACACUAAAAUGUUAACAUGAGAAAUUGUGUUUAUUAUGGUGGAUGACUUCUAUAUGUCUUCCUGUGCACAUGUUCUUCAGUAAAAUUCUUUAUAAAAUUCGUUUGAAUUAAGGUUAUGUUUACUUUCCAAUGUUCAACAUAUUUGGUUAUGAUAUUUAUAGAAUAACUAAAUGUCUAAUUAAAGUGGCUAAAGCCCCUUUUUAAACGCAGACACUUAGGGUUCAGACUGGCUAGAGAAGUUUAAUAUUUAUCAUUACUAGGUUGUUUUAAAUGGUUUUCCAUAUUUUCUGAAUAGGAUUUUACUUAAUUUGGCCUAACAUAGAACGGGCAAAUCUGACAAUAUUCUGAAUAAAAGCGCUUCCGUAUCAAAAGAAGACUAAAACAGUAUUUUGAUUUGGUAAAAAAUUAACAUUGUUUUGUAGGACUUAUAUCUAAAAUAUGGAUAUUAAUCAUUUGCGAUGAUCAAAAAUAUCACUUGACUUUGAAGCGACCUUGGCCAUUUGAGCCCUAACUGUCUGUUUUGUUAUAUUAGUUUGGUUUUAUGCAUUAUCGUUGUUUAGUAGCUGUUGUAGAAAAUAAUUUUGAAAAAAAAAAUAAAAAGAAAUGUCGUCUUGAUGAAAAGUAUUAGUUUAACUGAAGAGUUUGUAUAAUGUAUAGGACAAUUAAAUAUUAUUUUUACAAAGGAAGUUUUUUGUGCACUAUGUAUGCGCCUUGCAUAUCUUUUUCACAGAAGUGGUUUUAUGAUAGUGUUGCCAUUUUUAGAUAAACUUGUUAUUAAUGUUGUUUUUGUUUCAUUAUUGAAUUUUGUUUUUAGAAAAAAAUGGCACAUAUAUUUUAAAGUUUGGAAUUCGACGGUUUUAAGGUUUCGAGGAUUUUGAAACUGUGAUAAAAGUUGUUUUCCGUUAUUGAUAAGUAUUAUACAAUAAGGAAUUUGUGAUUAUUUUACUUUGUUGAUUGUCCUAUAAUAUGAUGGUUGAAAAAGGUCCAUAAUUUUGCCAUGUUUGAUAUGUGGUAGUUUGUUAAGAAUAAAACAAUACCUGUAUUCCAAUAUUUUAUCAGUAAUUGCAAUAUGUGCGUUGACUUUGCGAAGCAAUGGUUCAUGUUAGGCAGCCAUAAUAAAUGACAUGUUUUUGUUACUGAUGAAAUUUUUGAAUAUAUGUAUUAUUGAUAAAUUGGUGGAUGUUUUAGCUGGUAUUUUAGAAUUGUGAUGUUGUAAAGUUUUUUAUUUGCUCAAGUUAUCGUAAAAACAUACAAACUUGUAGCACAUAGGAAAGGAAACACGGUCUUUUUUGUAAAGUAUUUUUAUAGUUUGGCAUAAACUAUUAGUUGUUAUCUAAUGAGGAAUUUGAUACAAAGACAAUACAUUUCAAAGUUUUAAUAAGAAAUAAAGAUUUACUUGUAAUUUUCAUAUUUUCAUAUUUGGGAAAAACACGUUGUAAGAAUUUCAAAAGUUUUAUGAUUGAUAUUAUUUUGUAUAAAGAAUACUAAAAAUAAAGAAAACUGAUAAAUAACCAAUAUCUUGAAAUUGUUAAGAAAUUUUCUGAAGGGUGGAGCAAAACAAAUCUUCAUGU